Molecule: messenger RNA, 1723 nt
Organism: Trachymyrmex cornetzi
Lineage: Eukaryota; Metazoa; Arthropoda; Insecta; Hymenoptera; Formicidae
Exons: 9
Coding region: 53-1342 (429 amino acids)
Source: RefSeq, a predicted model, not a curated record
UGCGAGUUUGUUCUAUGCAGUUACGAGAAAAACAACGUGACUUUGUCAGAGAAUGGCCGACGGAAGAUUUUACGCAGUCGUUGAAUUUGAAGAUGGUCCUCAAAUGAUUCCAAACAAUUGGUUGGAUAUAUGUGUAAUGAAAGCCGUUUGGCCAAAUUUUACAAAUUACAAACGAUAUGACAAAGCGGUGAAGUUAAUGGAAGAGCCGGAAUCUACUUGGAUUAAACAUCCCAUUCGAAAAAUAUAUGGAAUAUAUACUGAUUAUGCAGUGGCACAGCAAAAGUUAAAAGAAACUGAAAAACUGUCAAAUUUAAGUGCCAAUACCAAAAAAGAAGAGUAUCUUAAAAAAACAAGAAAAAUUAGAGCUGCUAAACUCUUGGACAGUGAUAGUGAUGAAGAACUGUCAGAUGACAAUUCUAUUAAAAGUCUAAAACUUUCUAUAAAAAAACGUUGUUCCACAUGUCUCUCUACGUCAGUUGCAAAAAAACAGAAAAUCGCAAAAAACGCACAAGAAGAUUUGAAUCGCAUUCACGAUACAGAAUGUCUAAGCACACAGAAUAUUAUAACGUUAGAUGAUUGCAACAUAAAAAAAGAAAAAGAAGAUGAAUUAGCUUCACAAAGUAUAUCCUUUGUCGACAUAGAAGACAUCCAUUCUGGAAAUAAUGAUAAUGAUAAUAACAAGGAUCCACUCUCAAAUUCAAACUUAAAUAAAAAACAAGAUCGACAAUGUGAUAAAAAUUUCUCUACCGUUGAAGAAAAAAACGAAGAUGAUAAUAGUGAGUCAUUAGCAAUGCCAAGUUUCGAACAAAAACUUGACAAUUUUCAAUGUUUUGUCAUACGGAAACUAAUAAAUAUAGAAAAAACUUUAAAAGUAAUAGCAAAUGAUAUGAACAUAUUUCAAAUGACUGUUUUCCAAAAGCUUGCAAUUUCGAAGAAUAUAGUAGAAAACGAAGAAAAUAUAGAUGUUUUUGCUGAUUUACCACUGAAAGAUGAAAAUGAUUUAAAAAUAAUGGAGAGAAAAUUAAAAGAUGAUCCAAAAUAUCGAAAUCAGAUGAUUAAACAAUUGAAUCGUAAAACGUGUGGACAUGUUAGAUCAUCUUGCAUACGAUUGAUAAAAGUUAUAUUAUCAAACAAACUGGCAUUAGAAUAUAGUUGGUAUGGAGCGAAAAAGAAACUAGUUUUCUCAGCACUGGAGAUAUGCAAAGUAAUGAUGAGUGUAUUACGACAUUCACAUCCAAAUGCAACAGACGAUGAACUUACAAACCCUAUUAAAGUAUGGUUAGCCCAUGCAAAAGAACGCUUGAAUAGAGUAAAAGAACUGCAAAAAGAAAUGAAUCAUUGAUAUAUGUAUAUUAUACUUUAUUUUAUUUUUCUUUCUUUUUACAAGCAGAAUAAGUGCUACUUUUCGUACUUCUAUUCAAGUUCUAUGUUAUUUUCCGUAGAGCCUUUUGAGCAAAGAAUAAUUAAGUGCCUUCGAUCUCUUUUACAAAUAUAAUACACACAUACAACAUAUAUGUAUAUUAUGAGUGUUUCCAAUAUCCCUAGAUACUUUCGUGCACACAGCGAUACUAGUUGCGUUCCAAUUUUCCAUUAUCGUCAACACAACACUACACACAUCUGUACUCAGCCGAGGGCCGUGUAAGCGUGUGUUUUCUAGUGAAAUUUUUACAUAAUUAAUUAUUGAUUAUGUUAAUCGAAAUUUAAUUAAAGAUACCCUAAAUGA